This is a messenger RNA of Juglans regia (Persian walnut), 2013 nucleotides long. Its product is annotated as probable plastidic glucose transporter 3. Gene Ontology annotation, molecular function: hexose transmembrane transporter activity. Bases 381 to 1859 code for a protein of 492 amino acids. The transcript is spliced from 15 exons. The record is from RefSeq and is a predicted model, not a curated record. Gene Ontology annotation, biological process: monosaccharide transmembrane transport. Gene Ontology annotation, cellular component: membrane. NCBI's taxonomy places the organism in Eukaryota, Viridiplantae, Streptophyta, Magnoliopsida, Fagales, Juglandaceae.
CCACCGAAGCGCUCUCUCUCUCUCUCUCGGAAAGGUCAUGCCUCCAGCUGCUUCUUCGUGGCUGUCUUUGCUUCUUCGCUACAAAAACCACCACAGGUCCACAGCUAUAUUUAGCCGAGAAAGUUUAAAUUUAGCCUGCAAUGCCGAAUGCCCAAUGCUCUCUGCAACAAUCACAUCACCACCGUCCCUCUCUCGCUCUCUCUCACAAAGAGACAUACACUCCUUUCUUCCUGUAACCUGGAUUUCCUUUCAGCUGACACUGAUCACCUUUUUCACUUGAUAGUGUCCCCCGGCGCACGCUACCCCACCGGCCCCUUCUUCAUCAGUUUGUUGUACAAAAUUCUCUUCCAACUCUCGGAGAAGGUUCUGAUAAGUGUGCUAUGCGGGGACGUUAUGUUGAUGCAUCUUCGAUGUACAAACGUGGUGCAUCGAGGGACUAUAUAAAUGCAUAUGACGAAGAAGGAAGUUCGGUACAUUUUCUGAAUGGCAAAGAUAUUGGAAACCCCCCAUGGAGACGUUCUUUGCCACAUGUCCUUGUGGCAACUCUUUCUUCAUUCCUAGCUGGCUACCAUCUUGGAGUGAUAAAUGAGACUCUAGAAGGCAUCUCUUUAGACCUUGGCUUCAGUGGGAACACCUUGGCUGAAGGUUUAGUGGUGAGCACAUGUUUAGGAGGCGCCUUUGCUGGAUCUCUAUUCAGUGGUUGGAUAGUAGAUGGGGUUGGACGUCGAAGAGCAUUUCAAUUUUGUGCUCUACCAAUGAUAAUUGGUGCAUCCAUGAGUGCAACAACAAAAAGUCUGUGGGGUAUGCUUCUGGGGAGGUUAUUUGUUGGGACUGGGAUGGGUCUUGGCCCAUCUGUUGCAGCUCUCUAUGUGGCAGAGGUGUCACCAGCUUUUGUAAGGGGUACUUUUGGGAGCUUCCCUCAAAUUGCUACAUGUUUAGGACUUAUGGGAGCUCUUUUUAUCGGACUCCCAGCUAAGGAAAUAGUUGGUUGUUUGUAUGUACUCAGGUGGCGGAUUUGUUUUUGGGUAUCUGCCAUUCCUGCUGCAUUACUUGCUGUUUCCAUGGAGUUCUGUGCUGAGAGUCCCCACUGGCUUUUCAAGAGAGGGAGAGGUAUUGAAGCUGAAGCUGAGUUUGAGAAGAUUCUAGGAGGAUUACAUGUCAAAUCUGCAAUGGCGGAAUUGUCAAUGUCAGACAGAGGAGAUGAGACAGAUACCAUAAAGUUCUCUGAGUUGUUUUAUGGCCGUCAUUUCAAAGUGGUUUUCAUUGGAUCUACCCUUUUUGCUUUACAACAGCUAUCUGGCAUAAAUGCUGUAUUUUAUUUCUCUUCGACUGUCUUUAAGAGCUUCGGCAUACCUUCAGAUAUCGCAAACAUAAGUGUGGGGAUUGCAAAUUUAUUGGGGUCACUAAUUGCAAUGAUCUUGAUGGAUAAACUUGGAAGGAAGGUACUUCUUCUUGGAAGUUUUUCGGGCAUGGCGCUAUCCAUGGGACUUCAAGUAAUUGCAGCAAAUUCAUUUUCAUCAGGCUCUGGAGCGUUGUAUCUAUCAGUUGGUGGCAUGCUGUUAUCUGUCCUGACGUUUGCUCUUGGUGCUGGUCCAGUCCCUGGUCUCCUCCUUUCAGAAAUAUUUCCUGGCCAGAUUCGGGCUAAGGCAAUGGCGGUUUGCAUGGCUGUGCAUUGGGUAAUGAAUUUCUUUGUUGGUCUGUUCUUUUUGCGCUUACUGGAGCAAAUAGGGGCAGUAGUACUGUAUACAAUCUUUGCUGCCUUUUGUCUGCUGGCUGUGUUUUUUGUGAAGACCAAUGUCUUGGAAACAAAAGGAAAAUCACUCCAAGAAAUAGAAAUUGCGCUUCUCCCACCCGAGUAGAGACAGAUAACUCACAUUUAAUGUUCUCAUACCACUGAAGUCUGUUCUCUCCAAGUUCUGUUUCAAAGUGAUCAUCUUUCCCAAAUGAGGCUGUGGCUGGAGAAGUGAGAACUUGGGAAGGACACAUUCAUCGAAUGCUCACUCUUGAGGGCCU